AUGAGGCCUGGGCUGAAGCAGCUGCGCUCUGAACAGGCUGCCAUGUGCGUCUGGCCCACGUGGCUUGCCAACCCCAGAGACACUCAGGAAGUCGUGAUACUGCUGGUCCCCAGAACCGGGGUGGUGGGCAUGAGGGGACAUGCAGGCAGAAACGAGGAGGGUCCCCGUGGCCGCCAGUGGCUGGCGUACAUAUGGUGUGGGAAGACGGACCAGGGGGUGGUGGCGAUUGCCUGUAUUCCUGGAAAUUGGGAUAUGAAGCAAGAGAAGAGUGAGUUUGAGAAUAGUGUAGGCUAUAAAAGCAAACCUGCAAUCCAAGAACCCAGGGGUCUGAGGAAGGAGGAUCAUAUUAAUUUCAUUUUUCCCAUUUUCCUAUUUCAAAGGUGUCCUAGGAAAAUAGAAACACAAAAUUUAACACCAGUCCCUGAAUUCCAUCUCAUGGGAUUCUCAGAUGAUCCAGAACUGGAGUCUGUACUCUUUGGACUGUUCCUAUUCAUGUACCUGGUCACAGUGUUUGGUAACCUGUUCAUCAUCUUGGCUGUCUGGUCCAACUCCCACCUCCACACACCGAUGUACUUCUUCCUCUCCAACCUAUCCUUCACUGACAUUUGUUUCAUUUCUACCAUGGUCCCAAAGGUGAUUAUUGAUGUUCAAACUCACAGCAGAGUCAUCUCCUAUGUGGGCUGCCUGACACAGAUGUCUCUUUUUAUCAUGUUUGCCUGUAUGGACAGUAUGAUCUUAACUGUAAUGGCUUAUGACCGGUUUGUGGCCACAUGUCAUCUCCUGAAUUACCCAGUCAUCAUGAAUUCUCGUCUCUGUGUUUCCUUAGUUCUGUUGUCUUUUUUGGUUAGCUUCUUGGAAGUGCAGCUGCAUAUUUUGGUUGCAAUGCAGAUUACCAAUUUCAAGAAUGUGGAAAUUGCUAAUUUCUUCUGUGACCCUUCUCAAGUACUUGACCUGCCCUGUACUAACACAUUUGUAAAUAACAUAUUUAAAUAUUUUAUUGCUACUGUGUAUGGAAUUUUCCCAAUCUCAGGGAUCUUUUUCUCCUACUAUAAAAUUGUUUACUCCAUUCUGAGGAUCCCCUCAUCAGGAAGGAUAUAUAAGGCUUUCUCUACAUGUGAGUCUCACCUAUCAGUGGUCUGCUUAUAUUUUGGAACAGGACUUGGAGUGUAUGUUGGAUCAGCAGUAUCACAUUCUCCCAGAAACAGUGCAGUGGCCUCAGCAAUGUACACCAUGGUCACUCCUCUUCUGAAUCCCUUCAUCUACAGUCUGAGGAACAGGGAUAUCACAAGUGCCCUAUGGAGAAUUUGCAACAGAAUAAUUUAA
Molecule: messenger RNA, 1323 nt
Organism: Castor canadensis (American beaver)
Lineage: Eukaryota; Metazoa; Chordata; Mammalia; Rodentia; Castoridae
Source: RefSeq, a predicted model, not a curated record